This is a messenger RNA of Panicum hallii, 830 nucleotides long. Its product is annotated as keratin, type II cytoskeletal 5-like. The record is from RefSeq and is a predicted model, not a curated record. NCBI's taxonomy places the organism in Eukaryota, Viridiplantae, Streptophyta, Magnoliopsida, Poales, Poaceae. The transcript has 3 exons. The coding region runs from base 67 to 486 and encodes 139 amino acids.
AUCACACUAUCACGAGAGCACCAACUUCGCAGAGGACGGACGGGCAGUGCGGAGAGAGGGGAGGCGAUGGGGAACAAGAAGCAGGGCGCCGGCGGCGGAGGGGACGAGAAGGGGCUUCUCUGGAAGCUGCCAGAGAUCACGUCCAAUGAGCUCGGCAAGAUCGGCCCCGGCUUCGGCAUCGGCAUCGGCUGCGGCGCCGGAGCCGGCGUCGGAUUCUUCGGCGGUGCAGGACUAGGCUUUGGAUUUCCUGGACUCACUUUAGGCUUUGGUGUUGGAGCUGGUUGUGGUGUUGGAAUUGGUUUUGGUUAUGGCAUGGGCAAAGGAAUUGCAUAUGAUGAGCAUAAAAGAUACUCAAAUGUUGGAAAAAUGUUCCAGGAAGCUCCACAUCUGCCUACGGACACUGUUGUUGCUUUAUUCGAUGGGCUGGUUAUAAACACCAAGAAGCUUGUGACGGCAACUUCAAAAGGGAUCGAAAAAUGGCGUUGAGCUGCACCACUGCAUCAUUGUUGAUAUUAGCUGCCUUAAACUGCGUAUCUAAUGAAGCUUAGAAGCAUUGUUUAUCUUGAAAGGCAGUAGCACUUAGAUCUAGAAUCGAGACUGCUGCAUCAGAUGGCUUUCUCUUGCUCAUCAGUUAGUAGGUUUGUAUCUAAGUAGGAUCCAUAAACUAGGCCGGUGAUUUCUUAUCGAUAUAUUAGUUACAUGCCAUGAUGUUGAGUAAUGUCCUGCUACUGGGGUUGCUCAUCACAGAUUUUAAAUUUUAGGAUGAAUCGAUGUGUAAGGUUCAGAUGAACUCUGUUUUGUGCUUGUGCGUGUGUUCUUCACCCUCUUGA